Messenger RNA from Dichotomopilus funicola, 1092 nucleotides. RefSeq names its product putative cardiolipin-specific deacylase, mitochondrial. Lineage: Eukaryota; Fungi; Ascomycota; Sordariomycetes; Sordariales; Chaetomiaceae. Bases 1 to 1092 code for a protein of 363 amino acids. The record is from RefSeq and is a predicted model, not a curated record. The transcript has a single exon.
AUGGGCCUCGCCCUGGGCACUUGCGCGGCCAAGCCUCAGUGUGCCGACGUCACCUUCAACGUCCCCAUCACAAACAGCCAAAACGUCGCCUUUGCGUCCCCACCAGACCCUAACGACACGGCGGCCAUUGUUGGGUUUAUGCGCGAUGUUUGGAACGGUAAUAAGCCUGCUUCCACCGGUGCUUUCCCCGUCUCCGAUACCUUCAUCAUCAAGGGAACAUACUGCGUCCCCAAGGGUUCACAAACACCCAAGGGCCUCGAGGUUCUCGUCCAUGGCAUCACCUACAACAAGACCAUGUGGGCCGGUCAAGGCUUUGAGAAGUACAACUGGCACGCAGCCGCAACGGCACGAGGAUAUGCCAGCCUCGCGCUCGACCGCCUGGGCCACGGCGACAACCCGCAACGGCCCGACCCGCUCAACGUCGUGCAGCCACAAUUGCAGAUCGAUAUCAUGCACGAGAUCUUCGAGGCGAUACGGGACGUUGCCUCGCCGGUUAAUGGCCUCGGCCAAGCUUACUCCAAGCUCGUCUUUGUAGGCCACUCGUGGGGCUCGUACCUCGGCGCGGCCAUGGCCACUCAGUAUCCGAACGACGCCGACGCCCUCGUCUUGACCGGGUACAGCAACUACUUCGACUUCUCGGACGUCAUCAACGCCGACUGGGCAAGCGCCGCAGACUUCGACCCCGCGCGUUUCGACCCUUCGCUCCCGAAGGGAUAUGUCACCAUCACGAAACAGCCACAACGCACUGCAUCAUUUUUCGCGGGCAACUUCGACCCAGCCAUCCCGGAUAUUGAUUUCGAGGGCGAGGACACGUUGACCAGCGGAGAGAUUGGUGCGCUACCGGCGAUCCUAGGCCCUGUGGCCGGAUACACGGGCCCGGUCCUGGUUGUCACAGCUGUGGAAGAUGCUUUCUUUUGCCAGGCCCCAAAGGCGACGUGCGAGAGCCACCUGGAUUCUACAGAGUCUUCAUUCCCCGAUGCAUCAAGCUACGACUACUUUGCGCCGCAAAACACCGGUCAUGACCUGACGCUACACUACACAGCACAGGAUACGUUUGAGUUGGUACAUCAAUGGUUGGAUCAAAAGUUGUGA